Eurypyga helias (sunbittern) is the source of this 1221-nucleotide messenger RNA. RefSeq names its product protein kinase (cAMP-dependent, catalytic) inhibitor alpha (gene PKIA). Gene Ontology annotation, molecular function: cAMP-dependent protein kinase inhibitor activity. The record is from RefSeq and is a predicted model, not a curated record. Gene Ontology annotation, cellular component: cytoplasm; nucleus. NCBI's taxonomy places the organism in Eukaryota, Metazoa, Chordata, Aves, Eurypygiformes, Eurypygidae. The transcript has 2 exons. Gene Ontology annotation, biological process: negative regulation of cAMP-dependent protein kinase activity. The coding region runs from base 24 to 254 and encodes 76 amino acids.
UGCUAUGUGGAUAUUUGUUAGCAAUGACUGAUGUGGAAUCUACAUAUGCAGACUUUAUUGCUUCGGGAAGAACAGGUAGAAGAAAUGCGUUACAUGACAUACUUGUGUCCUCUCCGAGUGGGAACUCCAGUGAACUAGCCUUAAAGCUAUCAGAGCUUGAUAUAAACAAAGCAGAAGGAGAAGGAGAUGCACAACGAAAUCCAAGUGAGCAAACCGGGGAGGCCCAAGGGGAGGCAGCAAAGCAAGAAAGCUGACAUCCGACUUUGACCGACUGGAGCAGCUGCUGGAUGUUUUCAGACUACGAGAGCAUGCUGGAACAAAUCUGUUUCCAUGAGCAAGCUGGUGGAAAAGAAAGUGCAUGUGUCUUCACUGCUGGAACCCACGCAACACAAUGCUAAAAAUGGGGGUACAAGCUGUGGCAGAAGACAGAAUUUUCUCUACCUCUGUCAUUAGCAAUGGUUGAACGUGUAUUGAUUUUUUUGGGAUAGUGUCAUCAGAUGGAUCCCUUCAUAAUGACUACUUGAUGGGAACACUUUUAGAAAGUAGAGCAGGUAAAUCUUGUAGCAAAUGGCCUUUGAAACGUCAGAGGAUCUAAUUGUGUAUCUUAAGCAAAGGCUUGUGUGAUCCUCAGAGUUUAAAAUUCUCUGGCCAAAGUGUUCACCCAUUAAAAGAACUGUAAAGAAAGCACUGUUUUUAGAACUUUGCAUCUGUUUUACAGCUCUGUUAUUUACAAUGGUUUUUGUAUUGUACGACUUAGAUGCUCCACACUGCCCCUUCUCAACUGCUUAUGAAGAAUAUUUCUGUUACUGUGAAUUUUUCUACCACGCGUUUUGAAAGGGCUGGUUUUUUGCAUAAUGUGGUGAUGUGCACAUGAUAGAUUUAAAACGUCAACCGCUAAAUUGAUUAUGCCUAAACCUAAACGACUCAGCAACACUCUAAUUUGUUACUAGACGAGCCUUCAAAACAAUUUGUUAAUGUGAAUACUUCAGCGUGUUUUGUGUCCUUGGUACAGUUUUGCCACUUGCCUGUAGUUAGUUGCAUAUCAGAGACUCAAAUUGAAUCUUUUAUGUUAUUUUUCCCCGUUUUUCUGAUUUUACUCCCAAUUUCUUAAUCUUUCUCCAAGAUAUUUUUUUAAAAUGUUAGUCCAAGUAUUUUAUUGUUACGGUAGUUUUAAUAAUACAUUUAUAACCUUACAUGGGUUAAAAUACAAAGAAAUUCCGU